Amphibalanus amphitrite is the source of this 5551-nucleotide messenger RNA. RefSeq names its product extracellular sulfatase Sulf-1-like (gene Sulf1). Gene Ontology annotation, molecular function: glycosaminoglycan binding; N-acetylglucosamine-6-sulfatase activity. NCBI's taxonomy places the organism in Eukaryota, Metazoa, Arthropoda, Thecostraca, Balanomorpha, Balanidae. Bases 136 to 3657 code for a protein of 1173 amino acids. The record is from RefSeq and is a predicted model, not a curated record. The transcript is spliced from 12 exons.
AUCCGGAUCCCGUGUGGUGUGGGUGGUUGCCUCCGGUUGCCUCCACGGCCUCCGUAAUCUGUGUCGAUUCAAUUUUUCAUAGGCGACAGUAGUAUUCUGUUGUCAGAUUGAGUGGAUGCUCAGUGGUCUGCUACCAUGAGGCUGUUGCCGCGGCCUGCCUGGCUGCUGCUGUCUCUGCUGCUGGCCGUCCUGGUCCUGGGGUCGGCCGGACAGCGGCGGCGCCAGCGGUCCGACGUGACCCGCUCCCCGGGCCACUGGCUGGAGGACGGCUCGGCCGUCUCGGCCCACGCUCUGCGCGACACGCUGCAGGAGGUGCGCCAGCAGCUGCGCGCGCCGUACAUUUCGCGCGCUCAGCGGCGCCACCUGAAGGCGCGCAAACGUCGUCUGCGCGAGGAGCUGCGCGUUCAGCGGGCCCAGCGGCGCCGAGAUCGCCGAAAGCGGCGUCGGCAGCAGGCGCGGGGUCGGCUCCGGCCGGCGGUGACGGCGCCCGAGCCUCACUUUGACCCUGCCGAGCACCGCUCGGACGCCGGCCUCUCGGAGCCGGCGGCCCGCCCGCCGCCGGCGACUGCGUUGGACCCCUUCAUCGACAGUGACGAGACGCCGACCGAGACGAGUGCCGUGGACGCCGUAGAGGAUCGGCCGCCCACGGAGGGUGACGAGCGGCCACUGGACUUGUCGGAGGGUGACGAGACGUCACUGGACUUGUCGGAGGGUGAUGAGCAGCUGUCGCUGGAUGGGUCAGAGGGUGCUGAGGAAGACUCUCCAUUGAUUGACGGAUCGGAGGAUGACGAACUGGACUCUUUUGUGACGGACGGGUCAGAGGAGUUGGACGCCCCAGUGACGGACGUGUCGGAGGAGCUGGACACUCCAGUGGUGGACGUUUCGGAGGAGGAGGUGGCCGCCGGAGCGGACAGCGGCAGCUUUCUCAGCUCGCUCUGGGACUGGGUGGCGCAGCCGGACGACGCGCAGGGCAGUGUGGAGGAGCCCGAGCCGGAGCCGCAGGACGCCGGCUGGACGGUGCCGCCGCUGCCGGCCGGCAAGCGACCCAACAUCGUCAUCAUCAUGACGGACGACCUGGACGUCGAGCUGGGCUCUCUGAACUACAUGCCGAAGCUGCGCCGGCUGCUGCAGGACGAGGGCGUCACGUUCCGACACGGCUACGUGAGCACGCCGCUCUGCUGCCCGUCUCGCAGCUCCUACCUGACCGGCAUGUUCGUGCACAACCACCAGGUAUACACCAACCGGGACAACUGCAGCAGCGCGCUGUGGCAGCAGUCACACGAGCGGCGCUCGUACGCCGCCUACCUACAGAGCGCCGGCUACAGGACCGGCCACUUUGGUAAAUAUAUGAACCGGUACGACGGCGAGCACAUCCCGGCCGGCUGGCACCACUGGUCGUCACUCAUCUUCAACAGCAAGUACUACAACUACUCGAUGAACGUCAACGGCCGGCGGCGCGAGCACGGCUGGCGGUAUCCGGAGGACUACCUACCGUCGGUGAUCGUGAACGAGUCGCUGUCGUUUUUCGAGUCGUCUCGUCGGGAGCACGCCGACAGCCCGGUGCUGAUGGUGGUCAGUUUCCCGGGGCCGCACGGGCCAGAGGACGCGGCGCCCCAGUACACCGAGCUCUUCAUGAACGCCACCGACCACCACACGCCCGCGUACGACUUCGCGCCGAGCGAGGACAAGCAGUGGUUCCUGCGGCACGUGGACAAGAUGGACGAGGUAGAGCGCACCUUCACCGACCUGCUGAUGACCAAGCGGCUGCAGACGCUGCAGAGCGUCGACGAUGGCAUCGAGGAGGUGUACCAGCGACUGUCGGCCGCCGGCGAGCUGGACAGUACCUACAUCAUCUUCACCUCGGACCACGGCUACCACCUGGGACAGUUCGGCCUGCCCAAGGGCAAGUCGUACCCGUUCGAAUUCGACAUCCGCGUGCCGUUUGUGGUGCGCGGGCCGGGCGUGCGCGCCGGCAGCCGCUCGCGGGACGCGGUGCUCAACGUGGACCUGGCGCCGACGCUGCUGGAGCUGGCCGGCCUGGGGCGGCCGCCGCAGAUGGACGGCCGAUCGUUCGUGCCGCUGCUGCGCGCCACCGACCGGGACGAGGGCGUCGCGCCGCCGCCCUGGCCCGACACGUUCAUUGUGGAGGGCGCCGGCCGGCGGCCCGAGCAGCGCGUCAGCCGGCGGCUGCAGCAGGGCGCUGUGCGCACCGACGACAAGCACGUGCUGUACGUGUCGGCGCUGCAGCGGCUGCAGGAGGUGUGCCUGCUGCCCGAGUACCGCUCACCGUGCCGCCCGCACCAGCGCUGGGCGUGCUACCACGACGGCCGGCGCUGGCGGCUGCAAAAGUGUCGCCGCCGACACCGGGCGCCGAUCAUGUGUCCGUGUCGCGGCGGUGUGGUGCAGCGCACGCGACGUAUCCGCGCCAGAGAGCGCCAGGACCAGCUGCGCUUCCUGCAGGAGCACGUGGGCGGCAGCGUGCCACCGCUGCGCUUCGUCAAGGGUCUGCGCCAGCGGCGGUCGGCCGGCGCCGCCUCCGACAGCCAGCUGGUCAAACAGUUUGUGGUGGAGCAGGAUGUCAGUCAUGUGGAUGACGACAUCCGCCGGAUCGGCUACGAGCUGCACAUUCUGCAGUCUCACGUGGGCUCGGUGGGCCGCUGCGCCGUGGACAACACCACGUGCAUUACCCCGGACCGGUACUCGCGCCGGCUGCUCGUCAACGACCAGAUCCGGCGGCUCAAGCAGCUCCUCAAACAGCUCAAGGGCAUCCGUCGCCAUCUGAUGGCGCCGUACGGCUCGGACGGCAGUGAGACGUUCGAGCCCGGCGACUUUGUCGACUACGCCGACGGGGAGGAGGAUGGCGACCUGCUGGGGGCCGAGGACUCGCGGCCCGCGCCACGGCACCCGGCCGCCGGCCGGCACAACGCCCACAAAACGGUGGCGGAGGACGAUGCCAGCUCAGACGUGGCCUUCUGUCCGUGCCGGCCUCUUGACGAUCGAGCGGAGCGCCAGUGGGUCCGGGAGUACACGAAGCAGACUCGUCGGGUGGAGAAGGCUCAGAAGCGCAGGGAGAGACGCAAACAGAAACGCAGGAAGCAACGCAAGAAGGAGCGGCUGGCCAGUCAGAACUGCAACUUCGAGGGCCUCAACUGUUUCGUGCACGACAAUGACCACUGGAAGACGCCGCCGCUGUGGACGCACGGUCCGGUCUGCAUCUGUCUGGGCUCCUCCAACGGCACGUUCGACUGUCUGCGCAGCGUCGGCGGCGGCAGCGACGACAACUGGCUCUACUGCCGCUUUGUGACCGGCUUCCUGAGCUUCUACGACCUGACAGUGGACCCGUACCAGCUGCACAACCUGGCGCCCGCCAUGGACGCCGACCGACUGCGGCGGCUCGACGCGCGGCUGGCGCGCAUGCAGACGUGCCGCGGCCCGGACCAGUGCCGGCCGCUGCCGGGCGCCGCGCCCGCCACCGCGCCGCCGCCGCCGGCCCUGCAGCCCACGGCCCUGCCCGUGGUACAGGAGGCCCCCCGGGAGCGGCGGCCCGGGCUGGACAGGACGGGGCUGAGCCGGCACGUCCGACGACGACGACAGCGCGCCAGGGCGCGCCGUAUGGAGUGGCUGCAGUACCGGCGGCGAGUAUCGCGGCAGGGCUAGUCGGCGCGCACCGCGCAGUACCGGCCGGCCGGACGCCGUACCUGUUGACCGACGAGGGACUCGGCACGGUGCGCGACCGAGCCGGGCCGGCCCCGAGCGGCUGCCACCAGGGAGCGACACGGCGCUUCCUAGAUCAGGUGUUAUCCGCUUUCUUCCGCGGGGCACGCACAGGCACCAGAGCCGUGUGGAAUCUCAGCUGUGGACAGACGGCAUAGACCGGCGCUUUGCGAGGACCGAGGUGACGCGGCUCCGUUUAUUUAUAUCACAUAUUGUUACCGAGCCAUGCAAUGCUUUUCAGCUGUUAGUAUUAGUUUAUCUCUUACGGUGAGACUGAUCCACUUAAGGUUACAUUAGCCGUUAUGAUCGUAUUUACAGGGACGGCUGCCGGUGGUAACUGGCUGUUUUACUGCUCUGUAGGUCAGUUUACGUGGCCUCUCGCCUGGUAGAAGGACACUUGCAGGGUUCACAUCCGACUCGGCCACACAGCUGGCUUGAAUCUCUCCUAGUUAUCCAUUGAGCUGUGCUUGUUCGGCGGUGUUGCGAGGCCAUAGCGAAGAGACCAUUAAUCACUCUAAAAUUCUAAUCAUGGUCACUGUGCGUGGAAUGGGAAUUAUAAGUGAACAUUCAGUCGCUUCGAUCAAUUCGUAUCUAUCGUCCCGGAGUUGCGAAGCGAACGAAAUUUCUUAACUUCAUCAUUUCAUGGUAUUACAAACCUCGUUCAAAAUGUGGUGCCAUCAUUUUCUUAGUCAUAUCGGCUGAAAGUGCGAAUUCACGCAUCGCCAUGACGCGUUCGGGCUGUUUUGUAGCCGCCAUACCACCGACGCCUGGGGAGGGCGCGGCCUCCUCGGCAGCCGCGCCGCCCGCGCUGCCGGCGCGAGUCCGUGCUCGGUGUGCGGGCGGCGUGCUGCACGUGCAAAACGGCCGGCCUGCCGCCGGGCCGCCCAGCUCAGCUGUGAUGUGUGCAAUCGGUGCUUUCGAGCCGUAGAAGGGCCGACGUUGAUCGUUUCGCUGGUGUGUGUCCGCGCGCGAGCGUAAUAACUCAGCUGUAGUGACGAUGCGAACCAAAUGUCUUCUCACGUGAGGCUGCGAGACUAGAUGUUUUAGCGCAUCUGAUAAGCCUGUAGCGGGUUGUGAAUUGACCUUUGUUUGCUUUCGUAGUUUGUGCUUUAUGUGCGUGUGAUUAAUGGUCUGUGUCCGGUGCAUGUGUACCUCAUUUCCCCGCAUUCCUUUGUACAAUCAUUAUAUUUCAGGUUUCUUAAUAGUUUGUAGUAAGGAUAGAGAGGGCGCCCACAUUGUUGAUUUAUUGUCUUUUAACAUUGAGCUCAUGCAGUCGCUCGAUUAUUACUCAAUACUUUGGAAAUUCUAAAAUUUGACUUUAAAUACCUAUGUCUUCCAUUAUCCACAAUCUUUGGCUCGUCUGCGCUUAUUUGUUGAACAUCUCUCGCUUUGGGGUAAUUUUUGGUCGGGCUGCGCACGAUGACUUGGCCAUUCAAAAAGGCGAGUAUCGGUGGUCAUUUAUGGCUGAACUGUUUAAAAGUGCAAUGGCCAAAUCAGUUUCGAGCGACUGUUCAGCAGAUGUGGGUUAUUUGACUGUGUAUUGUAUCCUUAUUAACAGGGAUGCUAAUAACUUGAUUUUACUAGCGUGUGAGGUGUAAAAGUGUAUACCUAUGCAUUGCACGAACGCACCAGAAAGAUAGCUGUCUUCUGUCCUUUCAAGUUUCAGUGCUGCCCGUUCAUGACAGUACAAUGCAAAGAGCCCGCGGCCACGGGCCACCGGGCUGGUAAUUCAUUUGUGACAGGGAUCGCGCGCUUGCAUGUCGUGGUCUCUGGGCAUCGUCGGAUGUUAUCGAGUACUGCAUUGUAUUACAGCACAGCAAAUAUAUCUGUGAACGUC